Molecule: messenger RNA, 2164 nt
Organism: Ostrea edulis (European flat oyster)
Lineage: Eukaryota; Metazoa; Mollusca; Bivalvia; Ostreida; Ostreidae
Product: post-GPI attachment to proteins factor 4-like
Exons: 4
Coding region: 315-1520 (401 amino acids)
Biological process (GO): GPI anchor biosynthetic process
Cellular component (GO): Golgi membrane
Molecular function (GO): glycosyltransferase activity
Source: RefSeq, a predicted model, not a curated record
UCUACUUGCUAAUUUUGGCUAAGUAUUGCAUGUUUCAGCUCAAAAAGUGGUUUUUCCUCCUAGUUGCCAAUCUCAGGGGGAUUCAGCUCUACUUUGAAUUCUGCUUAUCUAAAUUUAUAAAGAUGAUACCGGAUGUUGGUUUCUGAGCAUGUCAGAGGUGGCGGGUCACGAAGGGUGCUUUUUUGUUUACAUGGUUUUUUUCCGAUACAAGACUGCAAGCAGGUGAAUAUCUAAAUUUAUAAAGGAUGCAAAAUUGUGUGGGCUCCAAAAGAAUCAGCACGCAGUGAUCACAGGGAUGCAGUUCAGAUCUGGUGAUGAGGCCUAUAAAGAGUCUCCUGUGGUUGACCAUCUUGUUUGUGAUAACUUUUACAUUGUGGAUACCUCCAUUGUGUAUAAAACUACCAUUCUCGAAAUUCUACUAUGUCUACAACAAGGAGAAAGAUAUUUCAGAGAAAGCAGAACUCCUCAAUUCAAGGCGUUACAAUGUAUCGCUUGCCUAUUUCUCUUCCUUGCAUGCUGAAUCGUCACAGCAAUUCUACCACAAUAUGGAGAAAUUGGGUCAUCUUGACCUAGUUGUGGCUGUUAUUACUGUCAAGAGAAAGGAUGGAACUUUAGGAUACCUCACUCAGUCUGUAGCAAGAAUGGAUAAAUUACUUAAGGAAGAUAAACACUUUCAAAGAAAAUAUUUAUUCAUUUGCAAUGUCGAUCAAGAUGUGAACAGUCAUGAGGAAGUGAAGAAAUUAGAAAAGUAUAUUCCAGCUCAUUAUCGCUUUAAGAAUAUCACCAGGAUACCUCACACCAGCCCUCACAUAUCACUUUAUCUACAGCAAAAUCACUUCACUACCUACCAAAAAGAAACUAUAGACUACAUGUUUUGUUUAGAAAUGGCAUAUUCCAUGAAUCCUGAGUAUGUGUUACUGAUGGAAGAUGACACACUUCCUCUGCCUAUGGCACUUGAUGUUGUGAACUUCAAGCUAAAGUGGUUAACCUUAUUCAGGAACCCACCAAUGACAAACUUUGCUUAUAUUAAGCUGUACUAUCCACCUAAAUGGCAGGGUUUUGCGAAUGAAUUGAGAAGAAUUUUAGAACUUGUAGCCAUUGGAAUGGUUGGAGCUGGGUGCUUUGUUGCAGUUUUUGCCUUCAGGAAAAAGACAUCUUUACAAUACUUAUACUUUAUUUUUGGUGCUGUAUAUUUUAUAUUGGUAGUGCUGUUGUUAGAUCGACAAAAUGUCCUUGAACUACGCAGAAUAGCAUCUCAGUUUUAUUCAUUAAACAUAUCACCAGGCUGCUGCACUCCAGCCAUGUUUUAUCCAAGAUGGGUAAUUCCUCAGUUGUUAAGUUAUUUAGCUGGUGAAAACAAUCGUCAUCAUACAGACAUUGCAAUUUAUGAUUUUAUAACAAGCAAAAAUCUGACAGCUUAUCAAAUAGAGCCCAAUUUAUUUGUUCAUAUAGGAAUGUAUACUUCUAUUCAUCAAAAUUCUCGGAAGGACCCUCAAGAGUUCAUAUUCAGUAUGUAUUGAUUAAAAAUGAAAUUACAUAUAUAUGCAUCAAGUACAUUAUUGUUUUUUUCUUGCUGUUAAAGAAAUAUUCAUACAGAAACUUCAAAGAUAACUUUGCUGUUCUGCACAUCUGGUCCCAGAGCCAUAUAUAGAACAUAAAACUAAAAACCAGAUGAGCUCACUUGUACAAAAGGAACAAAAAGUGAGCUCAUCUAACUUUUAUGGCCCUGGAACUUUAUCAUAAAGUUUUUUCUUUUUAUGCCACCUUAAUCAGAGAUUCUGGGGCAUAUAUUUUUUGGUCUGUCUGCCUGAUUGUCAAAAGAAAAACUUUAACCUUGGUCAUAACGAUAAAGAUCUUGACAAGUCAACAUACUGUCGAUCACUAAUUUUUCGCGAGUAUUUUAUUUUGCAUUUGUAGGGUCUGGUGUUUAUUCGUGAAUACAAUAAUUCACAAGAAUACAGUUAAAAAUAACUUCUAUUCCGCAAAUAGAUCUGCUCCCGUGCUUCUAAUCGUAAUAUUCUAGCAUACGUUCAUGUGUACGACAUACAUUGUACCGUUAUCAAUUUUACGUACAUGUAUUCGAUUGAUUUGUAACGUAACUGCAAAUGAUUUUUAUAUGCCUAUUCUUUUGUACAUAUGUUCAUUAAAAUUGUGUUUAGUUGUA